AUGUCGUCCUUCGAGCCACGCGAUCUUCAAUUAGCCCUGCGUCCUCCCGCUGACACUAGUUUCUUCUAUCAUGAUGCCUUCAACGUGAUGAACAACGUAUCGCAGAACUGGAAAGACUACGAUACCGGAAAGAUAAAACUGGGAGAUACGAUUAGAUGGAAUGUUGAAAUCUAUAUGUAUGGCACGGGCGCACCGGUAUUCGUCGACGGCGACACAGGCGCUUCUGUGGUCAACCCCAAGUUCAAGGAAGACGGAGGGGAGAUUAUCAUUCUAAUCACGCACUCUGGAACCAUCACCCUCGCCGACGUACAAGGUCAUCAAAUCGAAUACUUUAAUACCGUAUACGGCCCGCGAAAGCCCGGGGAUACUUUCGAUGUCUCUAUUGGCGUUGACGUCCAAGGACAGUACCCGGAGACAGGCAACUAUGUCAAAGAAGGAUCUGACUACAGAUAUACCAUCUCGUAUGAGCAAAAGAUGCCUAUGUUCAAGAACAAUGGCCACGAGGUCUUUGACUUCGCGGCCCAGUACAAAGACAUAUAUACCUUAAGCAAGGCACAGCAGUCAGCAGAGCUCCAUAACACAUACCUCAAGUCUGGCCUUCGACUAGAUGGAAACCAUACUAUCGGCGUGUCUUAUCCGAUACAUGGCUUGUCUGCCUUCCGCGUAAGCAAUCUCGACGUAUUUCCUUUUGAUAUCACGUUCGUGCAUGGCAUACAUGGAAGUUACGAGCAUAACCAUGAGGAGAGGUACAUGAGUGGAGUUCCCGUGAACUACAAAGUUGAUUUAAACUCCCUAAAAUAA
Molecule: messenger RNA, 801 nt
Organism: Pleurotus ostreatus (oyster mushroom)
Lineage: Eukaryota; Fungi; Basidiomycota; Agaricomycetes; Agaricales; Pleurotaceae
Exons: 6
Coding region: 1-801 (266 amino acids)
Source: RefSeq, a predicted model, not a curated record